Adelges cooleyi (spruce gall adelgid) is the source of this 2208-nucleotide messenger RNA. RefSeq names its product cathepsin B-like. The coding region runs from base 143 to 1159 and encodes 338 amino acids. NCBI's taxonomy places the organism in Eukaryota, Metazoa, Arthropoda, Insecta, Hemiptera, Adelgidae. Gene Ontology annotation, molecular function: cysteine-type endopeptidase activity. The transcript is spliced from 6 exons. The record is from RefSeq and is a predicted model, not a curated record. Gene Ontology annotation, biological process: regulation of catalytic activity. Gene Ontology annotation, cellular component: lysosome.
UUUGAUGUUAUAUAAAUCAAAAAAUGUAUCGCUAUUGAGCUCAAUGUAUGUUUGAUCGCCUGCCUACACCGAAUAUUACAGUUUUUUUAGGGGUUAUAUUUUUUAUUGAUACAUUUUUCUAUUAGUAUACCUACUUGCAACGAUGGCUAGACUUUUAAUGUUAUCGUCUGUGAUUUUGCUUAGUGCUUACCUAACGGAACAGGUGCAUUUUCUUCAACCAGAUUACAUCAAUAAACUAAAUGGAGAAAUAUCGACAUGGAAGGCAGGAGAAAAUUUUCCUCCCGAUACUCCUAUCGAAUAUUUAAAAGGGUUAUUGGGAUCUCACGGUGUAGAAGCUGCAGCCAACGGUCCAUUCAAGACCCAAGAUCCCAACUACAAUUCCAUAUUCUACAUUCCCGAAAAUUUCGACGCCAGAAAAAAAUGGAAGCAUUGUAAAACGAUCGGCAUGGUUCGCGACCAAGGAAAUUGUGGUUCAUGUUGGGCUUUUGGCACUACUGGUGCGUUUUCCGAUCGGCUGUGCAUUGCCACAAACGGUGAAUUUAACGAGCUGUUGUCGGCCGAAGAACUGGCGUUUUGCUGUACUUCGGGUGGCUCCGGAUGUGGCGGAGGGACACCCAUGGUGGCGUGGAACUACUUCAGUACGAACGGUAUCGUCACUGGUGGUGACUAUGACAGCAAACAGGGAUGUCAGCCAUACUUAGUUCCACCUUGUAUUCACGGUGUUCCGGCAGAACAAGAAGGUUCUUGUCGGGGUCAACCGAUGGAGGAGAACCACAGGUGCACUAGAAAGUGUUACGGAAACACAACAAUCGAUUACCAGAAAGACCACAGAUAUGUCUACGGGGCGUACUACCUUACAAUAGAUACCAUCCAAGAAGAAAUGUUGGCUUACGGUCCGGUAGAAGCGACUUUUGAAGUCUACGACGAUUUCGUCAAUUACAAAUCGGGUGUCUAUGAAAAAUCGGAAAAUGCUUCGUACUUAGGAGGUCAUUCCGUGAAGUUGAUUGGAUGGGGCGUGGAGAAAGAAACUCCAUACUGGCUGUUGGUGAACUCGUGGAAUGAAAACUGGGGAGAUAAGGGAAUGUUCAAGAUCCGAAGAGGCACAAACGAAUGUGAAAUCGAAGAAUCGAUGUCAGCCGGUGUGCCCGUUACUGACUAAAAAAAUUACCGAUGUGCAUAUAAUAUUAUUUAUAUUGUAUGAUAAAUAACUUAAUGGACACAAUGUAAAAUUAUUUUGACCACAGGAAAAUUAUAAUUUAAAAUUAUUAAUUUUUUAACACAUUAUUUGAGGUAAAAAGUAAAAUAUAUAAAAACAAAUUUUAAAUUAUAAAAAGUUCAAGUUAUGCUCUUAUCAAGUUAUAACUUUCCCCAGUGGGUGCCAGGAAAACUAAAAGCUCUUUAUAAUUAUAAAAAAAAUGGCCUACAAAAAGUAUAAAAUAAGCAGAAUAACACCAAUUUUCAAUUCAGGUAACCCCACUAAUAUUAUAAAUUACUGUACAAUUUCUGGGUUACCUCUUAUGGGUAAGCUUUUUGAACUCUUGGUUCUAAAGACAAAUUUAUAAUAUAAUUAUAUUAUAUUAUAAUUAACCAUAUUAAAAUAAAGAUAUUAGAUUAAGAUAAUAGAAAUUUGCCACAUAAAAUAAAAUUAUGAAAAAUAAUACUAAUAGGAUUUUUAUUUAAAACUACACCCUUUUCCACUAGUGAUGUACAAAUUACAGAAUUUUGAGUUCAAGCCCUAAAAAGUUGUAGGCAAAAAUCUGUAAUUUUGUACAGCACUUACUUAUAUGUAUAUAGAACAUCUGGUAAAAGUUUGGUAAUGAAGACUUAAUUUUGCUAGAAGUUGUAAGAAAUUGAAUUUUUCAAAUUUCGUAUUUCAGAACUACGCAUAACAUAUUAUUUUAAUUUAUUUUCUAAUAAAAUUCAUAGUUCUAUUGUUUUUUAUUUAAUAUUAUGUCUCUAUGUAUGUAGAAUAUCCCACCCAAGUUGUUGGAAGCUAGAUUGAACUAUGUUUCAAAAAAAAUAUUUCUUGCCUAAAAUUAUGGCAAGUUCAUUAUGUGUACAUUUUUAGUUUUUCUCGAUUUUAAAGGGAGAGAGAGAGAAGGACUAAAGUAUCGACCAGUAGGUUAUAAAAUAGAUAUUGUUGGUCAAGACAAAAAAUAAACAAUAUCAUUGUGAACAAUACCUUCUUAGCUGGCAUUAAUAUAAUUG